Molecule: messenger RNA, 647 nt
Organism: Suillus subalutaceus
Lineage: Eukaryota; Fungi; Basidiomycota; Agaricomycetes; Boletales; Suillaceae
Exons: 3
Coding region: 63-611 (182 amino acids)
Source: RefSeq, a predicted model, not a curated record
UUCGAACAACUUCAAAACCUGAGAAAACAAAGUCCGGACACCCUUGAGGCACAUCAUUCACAAUGAAAAGACCCCAGACUCUGUUCAACAUUUUUGCUUCUAGACAAAAAGUUCUGCCAGUGGUACUUCAAGCCGUUCAGCACAUUGCAAGCUCAGCGACGCCUGCGUUAAAUAAACCGAGUAGCAGGAACAGUGGCGGCAAAAACUUCUUGACCACGAACAGGACAAGUUUCUGGCGCACGCCAACGCCAACAUCACGGAGGUAUAUAGCUCACCGCCCAGUAUUAUAUAUACAACCUCACUUGUCCAAUGAAGUGCGUCGUACACGACGAGGCCAGACAAAUCCAGCAACAUUACUGGAAAGCUGUGGCAAUCGCUACCAACGAGUGACUUGUUCGAGAAUCUCACUCGCCACUACAUUGGAGUUCAGUUGUUUUGGCGAUGGAAAGCAUCAGUGCGGAACGCUCACUGCAUCCGUCGUCAAAAUUGUUGGAACAUUGACUGUAUGCGGUUCAUCACAAGCAAGAAAUAGAGCAUAUGCGAGGAGACAUACUCAACAUGUUGAUCCUGAUUGUGAGGGAUGGGCAAUGAGCGCAAUAUCGGUGGCUUAAACUUGCAAACGUACACAGAAUAUCUUAUUCCAACAU